Messenger RNA from Melanotaenia boesemani (Boeseman's rainbowfish), 1981 nucleotides. It is a transcript of the gene htra1b, whose product is annotated as HtrA serine peptidase 1b. Gene Ontology annotation, biological process: proteolysis; programmed cell death; positive regulation of apoptotic process. The record is from RefSeq and is a predicted model, not a curated record. Gene Ontology annotation, cellular component: extracellular region. Gene Ontology annotation, molecular function: serine-type endopeptidase activity; protein binding. The transcript is spliced from 10 exons. NCBI's taxonomy places the organism in Eukaryota, Metazoa, Chordata, Actinopteri, Atheriniformes, Melanotaeniidae. Bases 149 to 1579 code for a protein of 476 amino acids.
GAGCAGCUGGAAUAGUUCUCCACUGCGUCCGUUUGUCCCGCCGGGGAAGGUUCGGUGACUGUGUGCCGUUGUCUUUAAAACUAAAGUCCUCUCACAACUUCUCUUCACUCCGCUCCUUCUCCUCGGGUUUCUGUCGGACUGUCCCGUCAUGCGUCUCCAGUUUGUUCUGUGCGUAACGGCCCUGCUCGCCUCCUUCUGUCUGGUGGCCGAAGCGCGCAUCGCCAAGCGCUUCGCCAUCGGCUGCCCGGAGAAAUGCGACAAGUCGCAGUGCCCAUCGAUCCCCGCCGACUGCCUGGCCGGCGACGUGCUGGACGGCUGCAACUGCUGCCCGGUGUGCGCGUCCGGCGAGGGCGAGCAGUGCGGCGGAACCGGAGACCAGGACUGCGCCGAGGGGAUGGAGUGCGUGGUGACCGACGGUGUGGAGGUUUCCGCCACCGUCAGGCGGAGAGGCAAGGCCGGCGUGUGCGUGUGCACCAACUCCGAGCCGGUGUGUGGCAGCGACGGCGUGUCGUACCGGAACAUCUGCGAGCUGAAGCGCGUCAGUAACCGGGCGAUGAAGCUGCAGCAGCCGCCGGUCAUCUUCAUCCAGAGAGGAGCCUGUGGGAAAGGUCAGCAGAACCCAGACAGUCUUCGCUACAAGUACAACUUCAUUGCCGAUGUGGUGGAGAAAAUCGCACCCGCUGUUGUUCACAUUGAACUCUUCCGCAAGAUGGGAUUUUCUAAACGGGAGGUGGCCGUCGCCAGCGGCUCCGGAUUCGUUGUGUCCGAGGACGGACUCAUCGUCACUAACGCCCACGUAGUGGCCAAUAAGCACAGAGUGAAGGUGGAGCUGAAGAGCGGAGCUACAUACGAUGCUAAGAUCAAAGACAUUGACGAGAAGGCCGACAUCGCUCUGAUCAAGAUCGACACACCGAUGAAGCUGCCGGUGCUGCUGCUUGGUCGGUCUGCAGACCUGCGUCCCGGCGAGUUCGUGGUCGCCAUCGGCAGCCCAUUCUCUCUGCAGAACACCGUCACCACGGGGAUCGUCAGCACCACCCAAAGAGGAGGCAAGGAGCUGGGCCUCCGCAACUCCGACAUGGAUUACAUCCAGACGGACGCCAUCAUCAACUACGGCAACUCAGGAGGACCAUUAGUCAAUCUGGAUGGAGAGGUGAUCGGCAUCAACACCCUGAAGGUCACAGCGGGAAUCUCCUUCGCCAUCCCAUCAGACAAGAUCCAACAGUUCCUGGCAGAGUCACAUGACAGACAGGCCAAAGGUAAAACGCCGCUGAAGAAGAAAUACAUCGGCAUCAGAAUGAUGAGUCUCACUCCAACGCUGGCGAAGGAGCUGAAGGAGAGGCAUUUAGACUUCCCUGACGUCACAUCGGGGGCGUACAUCCUUGAGGUCAUCAGCCGAACUCCAGCUGAGACCGCUGGUCUGAAGGAGAGUGAUGUCAUCAUCAGCAUCAACGGCGAGCAGAUCACCUCAGCCAGCGAUGUCAGCGCCGCCAUAAAGCGGGACGAGAAGCUGCGGACGGUGGUGAGACGAGGCAACGAGGACAUCAUCCUCACCAUCGUCCCCGAGGAGAUCGACCCUUGACCUCUCAGCUGACUGAGUCAACGCGAGUCGACCAAUCCCGAGCUGGCUCUCAUUGCUUUUCGACCAAUCAUGAACACUGAAAAAACAAGCAUCCAUCAACAGGCGUGCAUGUGUGUGCGUGCAUGUGUGUGUGUGCGUUCCUCUUCCAGGUUAAAUCGCUCUGAGAGGUCGGUUACUCUGGAAUUAAUCAUGUUAGCUUCCAUCUCAUCUCCAUUUACCUUCUUCUUCUUCACGGCUCUUAUACUCGACUAACGCUGCCUACCUACAGAGAGGUUACUGCAGGUCACCGUAGUUCACUGAGUACUGUACGUCCUGGAUGGCAUAUUUUUAUUAAUAUUUUUGCCUCUGUGUUUGAUGACAAUGUUUUAAAAAAAGGAAAUAAAAUUAUUUUUAAAAACUUUG